AUGUAUUUCCAUGGAAAGCAAAAUAGCACAUGUCUUAGUACUUUACACAAAAUUCACAACGAAAGGUGGAAAGUCGAAGGGAUCAACUGGAUACUGCCAACUUUUAAUACCUGGUCAUUAUUCCCCUUCCUAAAUCAAAUUAUAUUAGUUGCUUCUACCAUUUUGCGACUUAUUUCGAGUUCGAAAAAGAAAAUCGUUUGGCAAAUGUCAGCGCUGCAACUGCUUCUUCAUCAAUCAAACAAAUACUCACGACAAUCCGUAGCACCAGAACUUUCCAUCUGCGCUACGACUAAUUUUCCACCAAUUUUGACUUAG
Loa loa (African eye worm) is the source of this 315-nucleotide messenger RNA. RefSeq lists its product as hypothetical. NCBI's taxonomy places the organism in Eukaryota, Metazoa, Nematoda, Chromadorea, Rhabditida, Onchocercidae. The record is from RefSeq and is a predicted model, not a curated record. The coding region runs from base 1 to 315 and encodes 104 amino acids. The transcript is spliced from 2 exons.